This is a messenger RNA of Amoebophrya sp. A120, 5700 nucleotides long. The record is from the annotation of a GenBank genome assembly. NCBI's taxonomy places the organism in Eukaryota, Dinophyceae, Syndiniales, Amoebophryaceae.
AUGUGCGGUUCUAAAGAACAAGAACAUGAUCUUGAUCGGCGACUGCCCUGCCACAACAAGAAUGAUCAUGAACGCGCCCCCUUCCCCCGUAGUUUUUGCGGCAAGGCAAACUCAUUUACAUUUCGACGACGUAGCAGUGUCGUGACAACGAUAUUUGUAAUUUUGAACUACGCCGCAACGAACGCCGCGUUUGUGCGGCGCCUGCGGUACAAGAACAACUCUAAGAAGUACAAGAAGGAACAAAAGCACACCUCUAGUACUACCGGUAGUAGUACCUCCGGCUCCACGAGGACCCUAGGCCGAGACGACGACCUCCAAAUUAUGACUUCGACAACGUACCCAAACGAUAUCGUACCCAAAAAAAAUUUUUUUAGUAUAGAAACCCAAACUAUCUAGUGCAGAAACUAGCUACUUUGUUAAGAUAGUUACUGAAUGUAUAUGUAGUUAAUGCCGCUAUAAUAAGCAUCCACCGCCGGAGAGUACGACCCAGCUGGUUCACGGCUUCGCCUCGUAUCGGGGCCGGGGGCACUGGUCAAACCGUAGCAAUUUCUCAGCGUUUCCCGUGGGCGAGGCCGUGGGUAAUCAAAAAACCGGAGGGCAUGGAAGUGUUUCGCAGCCCCCUCUAGCGCAUACAGGCUCUUGGGCCCCCGCUGCUCCUUCUUGUGCGUACUCUGAUUUCCUGCAGGAGCACUGCCACAGGAUAAUCCCAUUGCGCAUCCGCCUAUCCUCUGGCAGCCUGCGGCCUUUCUUGGCCGGAGGGGGAUCGCCUACCCCCCUCGCGACCCCCCUGUGGCGGCGAGUGGGAAACUGGCCAUAGCGUCGGGAUUGCGUUGAAAAGUAAAGCGACCGCGACUCCCUUUGGAAGGGGAUCGCGGCAGGGCAUCCCCGCACCCCCUGAUGUGUGGUGCAUAGGCGGCGCCCGUUUGGCCGUUAAAGAAAAAGGAUGGUCGCGCGGCUGGCUGGCCGGAGGCGUAGAUGUUUGCGCUGGGUCCUCUUCACGCGCUGGAAAAGCCACCAGCACUGGCUUCGCGCUGCACAGGUCUUCUCUCAUGGUUCGAACAAAUCCCGGGCAGGCGACGACGGUCGCCGAAAAAGGCCCGGCAAGUGAGCUGCGGCCAGACGUUGUGUCCCGAGGCGAAGCCGUAGAGCGACUGGGUCGUACUCUCUGGUGGUGGAUGCUUCAACUAUAUAGAGCUUAAAUAGCUACAUUAAUUCUCUAUCUAAAAUAUUAACUAGCUGGUUUAUUAGUAUACCAUAGGGGUUGUAGUAAUUCCUUUUUGAAAAAUUUUUGGGUACGUUAUUGUUUGGGUGCGACGUUGUCGAAGUCAUACAAAUAAAACGCAAGAUACUACCGCCGACGUUGUCAAGCAGUACGGAACAAGGCGGGGGUCGCUUGCUGAAGAAUAAAGCGACUCUAGCAGGUGGGAGAAGUUGCGCCACAACUUCGCCGGAACAUGUUGAGGACCCACCUGGUGGUCGUGGUCGAGAUGAUGAUGGUGCCCUUGUUUCGACGAACAGCGGCACAGGAGACACAGCAGCGUCCUCGUUUGUCGCGAGUAGACCACGGAAGAGGCUGCACACGCACAGCAGUAAUGAAGAUGUUGUAGGAAUGAACACCAACACGAAGCAGCUGCCCGUAGCUUCUUCGAGAAGAGGAGAAGGAGAUGAACCUAGACAAGAAGAACCAGGUCCAGACAGCGCGCUGCAGAUGAAAACCUCUGCCAGAAGAAGCCAAGCGUCAGUCGUGGCUAGUACAACUUCUACGUUGACCAGAAAACACCGGAAAACAACAGUGAAGGAAGCAGCUCAGUCAUUAUCUACCUCCUCCUCGUCCUCCACAAACACUAUCACUAGUCCAGCCGCUUUCUCCCGAACCAGAAACGACAUGUGUCCCGAAGCGUUUCUCACCAAAAUCGACGGGGCCACGUUUUCCUUGAAAAAUAAAAACGGGAGGAAUGACAAAACUUUACCCUGCUGGGAACGGAACUUCAAAGACUAUGAAAUGCAAAAAUGUCUGGGUCUGGAAGAGUCAUGCUGCUUUUGCAUGACACAGAAGGUCUGGCAUGGAAGCUCUAGCAUGACAGGUUUCGAGAACCUUCCGCAAUGCCGAAUCCGCAUGACAAGUCCCCUAUUUUGCUGACAAAAAGUGGAAGCUUUUGCUACGUAUGCAUGAGAGACUUUUCUGUGUUCUGAAAUACGCAUUACAAGUCGCAUUCUUCCAGACCCAGACAUUUUUGCAUUGGAUAAAGACGCGGGGUAUUCCAUUUCAACAAACCGGCGGUGUCGGGAGAAGUUAUCAACUGCAAAAAUGUCUGGGUCUGGAAAAGUGGAACUUGUGUUGCAUGUCUUGCAUUCCUGAAAAAUCUGUGUUGCAGGGCCAGCAAAAAAGGCGCUACUUUUAUUUCGUCCUGCAAAUAACGCAGGUUGUCAUGCGUGCUACGCAUCAGACGGCGUCAGUGAUACUUGUGAUGCUUGGCUGCACUUGAGAGCGCCAAUCUUAUCCAAUAAACUUCUUUAGCAUCACAAAUUUUCAGUAGACCCAGACACAUUUGCAAUCCAUAGAAGUGUGCGGAAUACGAAAAUUGCGACGUCUGGUCGUACAAAAAAGUCACCAAGGAGUGCAUCAUUGGCGGUGGUUGGAGCCGACGGUUCCGGGAACAAGAAUUUUCCGACAACAGCGGCGAUUUGUCAUGCGACUGGGAAAGAAGAGACAACCAGGGCGAGGCGGAAAGCGGUGUGUGCCACCCGUGGGCAACUUGUGGGUUCAUGUUCUCCGGCGUGGAAAACACCGCGUGCGGACAGGAUGAAGUCUUCCUGCACCACCACGAGUGCAAUCUAGGGUCCACCUGGGAGAAAUGCCGGGUGCGAUGCUGUCGGCACAAGUACAGCUCUGGGUUUUAUUUCCACGACGACGGCACUAGUGCAGGAGCACCGCCAACAUCCGGGCCUACGAAAACCGCCCGCAUCCGGGUGCUGUUCGUCGGCAACAGUCUCACAUUCGGCCACAUCGCGGGCUCCGGAACAUCCCACAGAAGGAGUCUCCCCCGCUACAUCCAAUCGUUAGCGGCCAGUCUCGGGGAAUACCUAGAUGUCGACGAGGAUACGGCGGGUGGAAACAGUGUCCACAUGUCCGCGCACAACAGCUAUUUGCGGGGCAAGGGCAUCGACGCGAAAAGGGCUAGCGGAAGGAGCAACUCGAAGACGGAGAGUUUGCUCGAUGUUGUUCACAGCUGCAAAUUUGGCCCAUCAUCGCUCGAUGAAAGCGAUCACAACCAUGGCACGGCACUCGCCUGUCCCCAGAAGGGCUUGGGAACCGACGCGCAAAUGCCGGUGGACAAAGAUGAUGUCGUUCUAGGCCCGCAGAAAACCGAACAACAAUUCCCCAGGGAAGAUUACGUGAAGAAAAGGUACGACGUUGUCUCGUUCCAAGACCAAUCUUCCAUGCUUGGGCUGGCCUCCAUGCAGGAACACUUCUACCAAUCUUCCAUCGAGUUUUACAAGCGGCAGUUCCCGGACGCUUUGUUGGUUGCCCACAUGGUGCAGACUAAGAGAACCAUGGCGGACAUGACGAGCGACCAGGAAUUCAAACCGUGCGCGGGCGAUACAGACCAAGGAAGGUAUCUGGCCUGCGCGGCCACAGACGAUGCGGAUUUUGAUCACUACAAUUCCUAUUGCGAGAACACCAGCACCCCCUUCGGGGGGGAUGUUCAAAACAACCCGUACCGGGCCGGCAAUGACGAGGAUAAACCCUGUCGGGCCUUCCCGACCGCGGGGUACGGGAAAUACGCGGUUGCCUCUCAUGCCUGUUGGCACUAUUCCCUCUUCCGGGGCGCCGCACAUGCUCUAACCCACGGGGGAUCGGUAUGGAGGUGUCAGAGUUGAAAUCGACAAAGUUGAAAUGAUUUGCCAUGCAUAAAAUGCGACACAAAGACUGACUCUAUUGCUGAAGGCGCAAGGGAGGCAGAUUCUAGUGCUGGUAAGGGUCAAGAAUUGGGCUGCUGACUAGCAUGACAGGGAGUAGGCAUUUCUCCCUAAACAGCAUGACAGACUUGCUUCAGAGGCCAGGAAAAUUUGUCAUGCGCCGAUUGGAAACUGUGGGUCCAACUGGUAUAGAUUUUAUGCAUCACAAAUUAUUUCAACUUUGUUAAUUUCAAUCCUGACAGUUCCAUAAUCGGUUUUUGUCCCGGUCGGACUCGCGUUCCACGUGGGGAGAGGGCUGAAGGGAAUGCUGAAAUACAAGCAAAACGGUAAUGGCGGUUGGGAAGAGACGUCGGACAGCGGGAGUGGUGUAGAAGGUAUCGCAAGAAAAAACUGUUUCACUGUGAACCUGUGAUGCAGAGAACGAAACACCAAAGUGCUUGUCUUGCUACACCUGCAAGAACACAAUGGCUUUUUAAGCGUGUUUUCCCUUGGGAAACGCGCAUGGCAAAUUUUCUGUGUCAUGUGUAGCAAACUUGUGAUGCAGAUCUUGCAAAACCAUCGAUCACAGUGAAGCAUUUUUUUCGUGGGAUAGAAGGGUGUGAUGAAAAGAUGGACGACCGGUAUUGGAACGACCACGAAAAAUUAUCCGGUGAUGAUUGGGAAAAUUAUCACCAAAACGGUUACGACCACGGGGACACGUUUGACUUAGACGUAAACUCCCUGCGGACUCUGGCCGAGCAGGAAGAAAUGGCUGCUUCGAAAUUUUAUCCCCCAACAAGCGACACCAUCGCGCAUUUCCGGGAAAAUGUGUUGAAAAAGUCUAGCAGUGUUUGGAGCGACUACAAUUACAAAUUCAGUAAUUCGAACGAGUUGUACACGGAUUCGAUUCACGUGACGGAAUUAGGCCAGUAUCUAGCGGCUUGCACCUGGGUUUCUGUUGUCUUGAAGAAGGAUUUGGACCAGCUCUGUGGGCAAAACGCCGACGACUGUUGGCGUCCUACUGUCGGGGCGAACCCGGUUUCUUGGACGGACGCCAAGAAAGUGUACAGAAUCGUGAAGCGGAUUCUGUCCUCCAGUGGCAGUUUUUCCGACUACGACCCCUGUCUCACUUGGAGUAACCGCGAGAGGUGCGGAACCGUGGGGUACUCAAAUUACCCGGAUUGGCAAUGGACGCAUAGUGUGGAUUUGGAAGAUCGGAAUGAUGGCGCUGAUGUAUCAAAUGCAAAUGUGUCUGGGUCUGGAAGAAUGCAACCUGUGAUGCUGCAUUUCGAUUCCAAAAAAAUCUGUACUUUUACAUGAGCAGCAAAGGAAAUGUAAUUUUUGCGACGCAGAGUAGAGGGCAAUUGUCUUUGUCAUGCGGAAUAGAAGGCAUCAAGAAGCCGUCAGAAAAUCUGUGAUGCUAGGGCACGCAUCACAGACAUCAUGGCUCAUGCAAAACGUGCAUGACAAGUCGUCAAAAUCUUCCAGACCCAGACACUUUUGCAUUUGAUCCACCCCGCCCACUACUCCUGCGCCGUCUCCUUCCCCUUCCCCGUCUCCAAGCCCGUCCCCUUCCCCGUCUCCGAGCCCGUCUCCGAGCCCGUCUCCGAGCCCGUCUCCAAGCCCGUCUCCGAGUCCGUCUCCAAGCCCGUCUCCGAGUCCGUCUCCGAGUCCGUCUCCGAGUCCGUCUCCAAGCCCGUCUCCGAGCCCGUCUCCGAGCCCGUCUCCGAGUCCGUCACCCGAAACAAGUACUACCACCACGACCACGACAACUGUGAGCGCUACGGCAACCGCAACUAG